Molecule: messenger RNA, 7445 nt
Organism: Crotalus tigris (Tiger rattlesnake)
Lineage: Eukaryota; Metazoa; Chordata; Lepidosauria; Squamata; Viperidae
Gene: C2CD5
Product: C2 calcium dependent domain containing 5
Exons: 28
Coding region: 2680-6156 (1158 amino acids)
Biological process (GO): positive regulation of vesicle fusion; positive regulation of protein targeting to membrane; protein localization to plasma membrane
Cellular component (GO): plasma membrane
Molecular function (GO): calcium ion binding; calcium-dependent phospholipid binding
Source: RefSeq, a predicted model, not a curated record
ACCACAACAUGGGGAACUGUAUUAUGGGGUCGCGGCAUUAGAAAGGUUGAGAACCACUGUCCUAUAUCUUUUUAUGGAUUUUAUAAGCCACCCAGAGUCUAUAUUAAAUAGAAUAUAUUAGAGAAUUUUUAUAGGCUAAAGCUAAGGCUUUAAGAAACCAUGAAUGCCCCUGAUUGACCUUACAUCUGUUGAAUUAAACACCAAAGCAUAUUAAACCCGAACAAUUUGACUAAUUUGGCAAUAGGCAGCAUAAGGUGUUACCAUAUAAAAGUGGCAAUUGUUUUAUGUUUUCAAAAUUGUUAUUGUUCUGUCUGUUAGCUAACUCUUUUAGCACACCAAGAAAAUACCUAGAACUCUGUAAUAGGUCAUUCUUUCCUGUCCCCCUAAUACAGAUAGUUUCCUGCCUUUUUUAAAAAAAAAAAUGCUACGGAUGUGAAUGAAAAUAUUAUAUUCGCUUAAGAAUUUGAGGGCUACUAAUCCAAAACUGAAAUCCUGCAUAAUCUUACUUGGAAUUAAAUCUCACUGAAUUUAGUACAACCUAUUUUUGAAUACACAUAAAUAGGAUUUGGCUGAAAAUACUAUAGAUAAUCCAAUAUACAACAGUGACUAAACACACUGGGCAAAAUGGAUUUAAAUGAGCAUAGGCUUGUAAUUAUGAAGUAUUUCUUCAUUCUUUAAAAUAUUUAAUAAUCCAAUUGAUAAACUGCUAAAAUAACACACACACACACACACACACACACACGUUAAAAUAACUGUUAACAAAUUAACAUUUUCACACAAAAAAGAGAUUUUGAUUUUUAAACCUUUCUGAUAAAAAUUUCCAGAUCUACAUCUUUCUACUCAAAUAAUUUUCAAUUAUGACUUGCCAAUGAUUUUCAAUUAUGACUCUAUGAAUGACUCAACAAAAUUCACAUGCUGUUGUUUAUAUAAUCUCUUGUCUUUUUAAAAAGUUGCUUAAACCUUUAAUUACCCUUUAGUAUAUAAACUGAAUGUUGCAAUAUCAGGAUUAUAGUCCAAGAUGACUGUGUAAACUUUAAAAAACACUUUUAUAUUAUUCUUCUAAAUCUGGUUAAUUGCUAAAUUGUUAGUAGAAAAGAGAUCUAAUUCCACAAAUAGUUAAACAGCAACAAAUUUUGGAGACCAGAAAGAUCAAAGUACUGAACUGCGGAGAAGCAAGAAAAAACAAUUUUGUGAUACGCUUCUGUAAGCAUCAGCUUUCACGUUGAAGAACCUGUAUGCAGUCUACAGAUUAACCACAACUCUGAUAUUUUAUUUGGAACUAUAGGAUGUGUAGUUCAAUAAAAAAUAAUAAAGGUGGGGAAAAGUCUUAUAAAAAAGUAAAAUACACUAGUCUUAACUCAUUUAUCCCUUUAUCUUCAGUUAUUUACUGUCUGAUUUUUUUCAGUCCUGGACUCUGGACUUAUGCAACAUCAUCAUACCUGCCAAAACAGCCAACUGUGGGUUAGACUGGCUCCUUCCCUGUUAAUUUUCCUGAAGCCCCUCAAUACUUGGUUCUGUCUUUGGGACCCCAAGGGAUCUGUGAGUUGCUGAGGUGGCUCCAUUGCUGUUAAGAUCUGCCCAUUUAACCUUUUAAUUUUUAAAAAUAUUUUUAAUUAAUAAAAAUUAAAAAUAUAAUAAAGGCCUUUUAGUAAUAAAAUUUUAUUUAAUUAAAAAUUAAUUUUAACCCUUUUCAUCCCAAUUUUUAAUUUGCUGAAUCUGGUUUUUUUAUGACUGUUUUGUAGAUUUUAUAGUAGGCCGCCCAGAAUCACGCUUUUCCAUUUAAAUAGAAUAGAAUCAAAUAAUAAUUCUGUCACUUUAAAUGUUCGUUAAUCAGCAUACAUUAAAAUGAGAUUUCGUUGCACACAGCCCUCAAAGGGUAAGCACCUCCAAUAUACACUGCAUAAACAUAACCAUAAUAAUAAUGCAUAUAAUAAUAAUCGUGGCAACAAAAGCAUGAACGAAUAAAUAAACUUUUAUCUGGUGGUCGGACCCAAAUUGGCAGCGCAAGGCAGAAAACCACACAAUAUUUCAGGCCUAUUCCCCGCAGGAGCCACGAAAUAACAAACGCCCUUGACGUCUGCAGCACAAUCUGAGACAUCGAUCACUCUGGAUCUUCCACGCAGCCUAGUAACCUAGGCAACCACAAACAGGUGCCCAUCGAGAACCCGGUGCUCGAUUACCAGGCCUUUCGCUAAUUCCUCUCCCCGUUCCCUCUCUGGUUUGGAUAACGGUUUGAGUAGAUUAAUUCAGUAGAUUCUGAACCGUCGCCCGAAGACUAUUGACACGGAAGCGAACGUGAAAAGCCCGUUAAAAUAAAUAAAUAAAUAAAUAAGUCAAGGAUCGGGAAUGACGCACCGCCCGAGCAACCGAACCUGAGGCGAGGGCACCGCGCACGCGCACGGGGGGGGGAAACUCAUCGGGCCGCGAGUCGAGGGGAAGAAAAAAAAAAGAGGACGUUAUCCUGGCACUGCGCACGCGCAGUCUGGGGACGAAAGCGCGGAGGAAGCCCCGGCGGGCCGUCGCCGUCCCUCCUGCCCGUGCGUGCGCGCGCGCGCGCAUGCGCCCCGGGGGCUUUGACCCGGGUGCCUUCCGCCUGCCUGCUUCUAUGGAAGAAGCGCGUCGCCCGUUUGCUCCGCUGCCGCCGUCGGGGAAGGAGGCGAGAGGCGGAGCGCCAGGAAGAUGCCGGGAAAGCUGAAGGUCAAGAUCGUAGCGGGGCGGCACCUGCCUGUCAUGGACCGAGCCAGUGACUUGACGGACGCCUUCGUGGAGGUAAAGUUCGGAAAUACCACAUUUAAGACAGAUGUCUAUCCCAAAUCUCUCAAUCCUCAAUGGAACUCAGAGUGGUUUAAAUUUGAGGUGGAUGACGAAGAUCUACAGGACGAACCUCUGCAGAUAACUGUUCUUGAUCAUGACACUUACAGCGCUAAUGACGCUAUUGGAAAAGUUUACAUUGAUAUCGAUCCUCUUCUCUACAGCGAAGCAGCUACGGUUAUUUCUGGCUGGUUUCCAAUUUAUGACACAAUACACGGUAUACGUGGGGAGAUCAAUGUGAUGGUGAAGGUAGACCUUUUUAAUGAUUUAAACCGUUUUAGACAAUCGUCAUGUGGAGUAAAAUUUUUCUGCACUACGUCUAUUCCGAAGUGCUAUAAAGCCGUAAUUAUUCAUGGAUUUGUAGAAGAACUUGUAGUUAAUGAAGAUCCAGAAUAUCAGUGGAUAGACAGAAUCCGUACACCAAGAGCAUCAAAUGAAGCCAGGCAAAGACUUAUUUCAUUAAUGUCAGGGGAACUGCAAAGGAAGAUCGGCCUGAAGGUACUUGAAAUGAGAGGAAAUGCAGUGGUUGGCUACUUGCAAUGUUUUGAUCUGGAGGGAGAAUCUGGCCUAGUAGUGCGAGCCAUUGGGACAGCCUGUACCUUGGACAAAUUAAGUAACACACCUGUAUUCUUACCUGCAUGUAAUUCCCCAUCCAAGGACAUAAAGGAGAUUCCUUUCAAUGAAGAUCCCAACCCCAAUCCUCAUUCAUCAGGACCCUCCACCCCUCUGAAAAACCAAAUCUAUUCCUUUUCACCUUCCAAGUCCUACAGUCGACAGUCCUCCUCUUCUGACACCGAUUUGAGUUUGACACCCAAAACGGCACUUCCCCUGUGGGGACCCAAGAUUUGCCUGCUUCCCAGUUCCCCAACCUUAUCUUGUCGUUCCCCACCACUUACAAAGCCCCGUCUUCUCUGCUCCGAAUCUAGCUCUAACCCUCUUCACCCUAGCCCAGUUCUCAGGAAAAGUAUUUCUUUCACUGAAGAGCUACUUCUGGCUGCUUCCGGAAUGGGAAGUGGUAGUGCUGGAAAAGAAGGGGGGCCUUUAAAAGCUCUGUUAAGACAACAAACUCAGUCAGCUCUGGAGCAAAGGGAAUUCCCUUUUUUCACUUUGACGACGUUUCCUCCAGGCUUCCUUCUCCACGUAGGUGGGGUCGUCAGCGCCCGCUCUGUGAAGCUCUUGGAUCGUAUCCACAAUCCAGCCUUUGUCGGAAUUAUGGGUAACACAAGAUCACACAAACUACUAGACUGGAAUAGUUGCAAUUCAGAUGACCCGGAAACACGGGAUGCCUGGUGGGCGGAAGUUCGUCAAGAAAUCAAAUCCCAUGCAAAGGCAUUGGGCUGUCAUGCUGUAGUGGGCUACAGUGAAUCAACUAGCAUUUGUGAGGAGGUCUGUAUUUUGUCUGCCUCGGGCACAGCCGCUGUGCUGAAUCCCAGGUUCCUCCAGGAUGGAAACAUGGAAGUCUGUUUGGAACCAAGGUUGUCAUGGCAGCCUGGCUACUUUUCCAUAGGGUCAGAGAAGGGAGAGGUUGAGUUUUUUCCUCAAAACCAAGAUAGUUCUUCUCUAUUAGGGCUAGAAGAAUCCUUACCUCUCGGUUGUGGCUUCUGCCACAUCCCCUACGAUGAGCUCAACAUGCCAUUCCCGGCCCGCCUCGCUUACUGCUGCAGCUGCAGGAAGCAGAAAGUGCCCGAUGUGCUUUUCACGACGAUAGACUUGCCUGUGGACGCAGUGGUGUUUGGAAAAGGAUGCCUCAUCCAAGCCAGGCUAUGCCGGCUGAAAAAGAAAGCCCAAGCCGAAGCCAACGCAACCUGCAUCAGUAAUCUGCUGCCAUUUAUGGAGUACGAAGUACACACUCAGUUGAUGAAUAAGCUGAAGCUGAGAGGGAUGAACGCCCUCUUUGGCCUACGAAUACAGAUCACGGUGGGAGAAACGAUGUUGAUGGGUCUGGCAUCUGCUACAGGGGUUUAUCUGGCUGCUUUACCUACUCCUGGUGGUAUUCAGAUUGCUGGAAAAACCCCCAGUGAUGCCACUUAUGAACAGCAUAUCUCUCAUGUGCAGAAGAAAAUCAAUGACACCAUCGCCAGAAAUAAAGAGCUGUAUGAGAUUAACCCUCCGGAGACCUCUGAAGAAAUUAUAGCUUCUCCCAUUCCAGAACCGAAACACCGGACCAGGUUGCUAAGAUCUCAGUCUGAAAGCUCUGAGGACAUUGCAGAAUUGGAUCUCUCUCAUGGCAAGAAAGACGCCUUUGUGUUGGAGAUUGAUGAUACGGAUGCAAUGGAAGACGUUCACUCUUUGUUGACCGAUAUUCCUCCACCCUCAGGCUUUUAUAGCUGCAACAUAGAAAUUAUGCCCGGAAUAAACAACUGGACUUCUGAUAUACAGAUGUUUACGUCUGUAAGAGUCUCCAGACUUAGCAAUGUUACCCUCACAAACCAAACUCUCAACAAGACCUUUAAUGACCUCUGUGAGAAUCUACUAAAAAGCCUUUAUUUUAAGCUCCGUUCGAUGAUCCCGUGUUGCCUGUGCCACGUCAAUUUUACUGUUGCUCUUCCAGAAGAUGAAUUAAUUCAGGUCACCGUUACGGCUGUUGCAAUAACUUUUGACAAAUACCAGGCUUUGCAAACAGCUAAAGCUGUAGAAAAAAACCCACAAAGAGCUUCCACAGACAAUGAAGAACAGCUACAAUUUCCAUUGGAGCUUUCUUCCGAUCCUCAUAUGCCUCAGCAAUUCUCACCGGCUAAAGAGGACAUGGAGAAUGCAAGUUCCCACGCAGGUAUAGCAGCUGGUCAAAGAGCCACUUCAGUUGAUUACAGUUCCUUUGCAGACAGAUGCAACAGCUGGAUAGAAUUCAUUAAACUGAAAGCUCAAACCAUAAGGCGUGGAUCAAUUAAGACAACCAUCUCCCUUGACAAGCCAAGUCCACUGACCGAAGGACUGUGCCGUAACCACCUGGGACCCACAGGAAUGAACUCCACUGUGCCCGUUGUGAAGAUGACACCGCUUUCUUUCAUCCCCGGGGCAAAAAUAACGAAAUACCUUGGAAUCAUCAACAUGUUCUUCAUUCGAGAAACCACUUCUUUGCGAGAGGAAGGUGGAGUGAGUGGGUUCCUGCAUGCAUUUGUGGCUGAGGUUUUUGCGAUGGUCCGAGCUCACGUGGCAGCCCUUGGGGGAAAUGCAGUGGUCUCCUACAUCAUGAAGCAAUGUGUGUUUAUGGAGAACCCAAACAAAAACCAGGCCCAGUGUCUAAUAAAUGUCAGUGGAGAUGCAGUCAUUUUUAUUCGUGAAUCCGAACUAGAUGGGGUGCCUGCCCAGUUUUCUGCUAUGGGUUCCACAAAAGAAACAACAUGAAGAACAGAGAUCGUCUUCAUUCGUGUGAUCAUAUUUCCAAAGGCUCUGGUGGCCAAGUUUUGUUUCUUAACGUUCCUUAUAUGAAGGACUGCUCCAUUUUGAACCAGCUUAAAACAUCUUUCCCAUUUCAUAAGAUCCACCUCAUAGCUCUCUGGGCAGAUGAAAGAACAUCUGACAGAAGAAAGAAACGGACCAUCUAUUGUUCUUCAGACUCCUCAGGAUAUUGGCCUGCAUUUUACAAUACAACCUUAGAAACACUCUGAGAUGCUAAUUCUUUGAUAAGGUGGGGGGGAGGGGAAUAUUUAUAUUGAAACUGGAAUAACUGGGAAAGCUAAAUCUACAUUUUCCAUAAAGGAAGAACUGGCGUUACCAUCGCCAGAUGUGCACUAUGCACUAGAGAACUUACCUGCUGGAAUAAGCGAGACUAAUAAGCAUCCUAAACUGGAUUUUGUGGCAUGUUUGUUGCUUUGUUUUCACAUGAGCGAGCUAUGAACUAUUUUUCUAUUGUAGUUUUUUUUUUUAAAAAAAAAAAAAAUAAAUUGCAGUAUUGAUUAUGAUGAAUUAGCCAAUGCGCAAAUGAUUGCUAUAGCCUGUCUUUCGAACAGCGGGACACGGGAACAAUAUUUCUCAAGGCGCUGAAACCCCAGCUGCGUUGGAAGAGAAGGUCAGGAUUUCGUUGGGUUGUAAAUGCUCCCGAAAUGGAGAAACCACAAAGGCCGCCAAACGCUACUACCCUUCCCUAAGCAGCACUCGGCUUUGGUACUCAAGACAGGGCUUGUGGUAAAUAAAACUAGAGUUUCAGAGAACCCUGGAUUGAUGAAAAAAGAAAAUGAAAAAAAGAGAAAAAAAACCUUAAGAAAUUGCUGACAGUGAUUCCAUGCCUAAAGAGGCACUUUGAAAAAUAGGGGAGAAAUUUGCAUCCAGCCAUCGAUGUUUUGAGUGGCGAUAGAACAACAGUCACCCAACAGAGAAAGAAGUCUCUUAAAAGUGGUUUCCUUGGUCCAGUUUCAGCUGAUAUUCUAUUGACAGAAUAUCCAUCAGAUCUCCCGAUGUUCAUCCUCCCUCACCAAACAUAUUCUUGAGUUAAGAAGGGUCAAGCCGAAAUGUUCUGGCGUUUUCCAAUAUGGAACUUGAAGUACAUAUGUAAACUUGAAUGUAAAUACAUGAGAAUUUAUUGGGUUAAAUUGCAGAAACUUCUAGAUUAUUUGUCCAAUUCAGAGAUUUCUUUGUAAGGAGAAUGUGAACAUCACAUUCCUAUGUACAUAAUAAAGCUUCUUUAUAUAAAUGUC